Penaeus chinensis is the source of this 3697-nucleotide messenger RNA. RefSeq names its product calpain-C-like (gene CalpC). NCBI's taxonomy places the organism in Eukaryota, Metazoa, Arthropoda, Malacostraca, Decapoda, Penaeidae. The transcript is spliced from 17 exons. Gene Ontology annotation, cellular component: cytoplasm. Bases 1085 to 3070 code for a protein of 661 amino acids. Gene Ontology annotation, biological process: proteolysis. The record is from RefSeq and is a predicted model, not a curated record. Gene Ontology annotation, molecular function: calcium-dependent cysteine-type endopeptidase activity.
UAAUAAUAUCAAGAAAUAAUAAUAAUACAGUGGCACUAUCAUUUGAGUUUUGCAGUUGAGUUAGAGCUAAAUGAAAUAAAUAAGAAAUUGAGCUGUUUGGGCUCGAAGGUAUGGCGCAGGAGCUUGGCAUCAGGAGAAGGAAGCUUUGGAACAAACGGAUAACAAGACAAGAAGGGUGAUGGCAGCGACUGAAGCAUUGCAUGGGAGAAGGGUGGUAUUAUAUGCAGCAUAAAUGCUUCCAGAUAGAAAGGAAGAAGUGGCUUCAGUGACUGAAAGACGUGUUGAAGGAGAGGAAAAGCAUAUUGAAUGGCUUACAAAGAUAAUUAGCUUUGGAAGAGGCGCAGGUGUGUGAGAACAAAUGGGUGUGUACCUGAGAAGCAUUUUAAGAAACAGAGGGAGGAAGAAGCUAGCGGGUGGAAAAUAUCGUUAUGGAAGUUUUUGACUAAAAUUAACAAUGUAAAUGAGGUAAAGUCAUGGGAAUGAAUGCUAAGAUCGUGUCUGAAACCAAGAACAAAGGUUUUAAUAUAUGCAGCGCAAGCGCAGUCUUUUGAAGUCUAUAAUAACGUGAAACCAUGGAUAUAGGACUGUAUCACGCAGUGGAUGCAGGACACGUCCAGCCUGCAUACAUAACAUGGCAAUGUGUUCCAAAUGGUGGAUUGGUAUAUAUUUGAUAUACAAGUCAAGCAGUAGUCUUGGCAGAAAACAUGUCAGACAGUAGUCUUGAUACUCAGGGAUUUCAGUGUACAUUGUGACCGAGUGACAAACCUGAAGACCAGAUAUUGUGAUUAAAGAUAAGAUAAAGAAAGUUUUUACUUCAUUAUUAACAUUGCAUUUCCUGGAGAUGAAUAUACAAGAGAUAAGACCAGGAAAGAUUUCAAACGUACCAGGAUUUAUGCCGUGGGGCAUAAAGGAGGGCGGAAGGAGUGCUAGUCGUGAGAACCCUUGAAGUGGGAACGAAGAAAUUAGGAUUUGGGACGAGAAUUCGUGCAUAUUAAGACCUGCAUGGAAGAGCAAGACCUCUUCAGAAAUGUGAAGAGCAGAAAAGCAGCAUCUUGCGCAGUCAAAAUCCAUAGGACCUCUGGUGAUGGCGGAAUACGGCAGGGUGACGAAGGCCUGCAACGAGCGCGGGGAGCUAUGGGAAGACCCGGACUUCCCUGCCUCACAGACGUCUGUGUUCUACCACCAGACUCCGCCAUUUACGUUCACCUGGCGACGACCUACGGAACUGGUGCAGAAUCCGAUCUUCAUCUCUGAGGAAAAUUACCAGUUCGACAUCGUUCACGGCAAGCUGGGUGACAGGUGGUUCGUGUCGUGCCUGGGAUGCCUCCACCUGACGAAAGGCCUCUUCUACAGGGUGGUGCCAGCCGACCAGGACUUUCAGCCCGAGGCCGGCUACUGUGGUGUGUUUAGAUUCCGUGUGUGGUGGUGCGGUGAGUGGCGGGAGGUGCUUGUGGACGACAGACUUCCCACCGUCAACGGAAAGCUGGUGUUCGUCCACUCGCAAUCAACCAACCAGUUUUGGCCUGCACUCUUGGAGAAGGCCUAUGCAAAGCUCCACGGGUCCUACGAGGCUCUGAAGUAUGGCACAUCCCUGGACGGCCUGUCGGACUUCACGGGCGGCGUGGCGGAGUGCGUGAGCCUGCGGGCGGACCCCACGACGUGCGGGCGGCUCCUAGCUAAACUACUCGACCUCACGUCCAUCGUCACCGCCGUCGUGACUGGCCAUAACCAUGGCCAGUCCAAGAUGCAGCCGGAAAAACUGGCCAAUGGCAUCGUUAUGGGCGUCAACUACCGCAUUUACGGCAUAGAAAAGGUUGAGCGGUAUAGCGGGGAGCAGGUGAGUCUGGUACGGCUGAGGACGCCCCUUGGAACCAGCGGAGAGUACCUGGGCAGCUGGAGAGGGCGCGACGCCCCGGAGUGGGACGACGUCCACCAGCAUGAGAGGGACCGACUUAACCUCAAGCUUACACCGGAGGGCGAAUUCUGGAUGUCCUACAGUGACUUCGUGCGGACGUUCACGCAGCUGGAAGUGAUCCACCUGGACGGAGAAACGUCGCGGGACGAGCCCUCCCUGCGCCACAAGACGCCCUGGACGUCCCGCGUAUACCAGGGCACAUGGCUCAAGGGCGUGACAGCGGGCGGGUGCAGAAACAAUACAGACACCUUCCACAUCAACCCGCAGCUCCACCUCAUCCUCAGCGACAUGGAGGAAGUCGUCAUUUCCCUGAACCAACAUUCCGUCAUGGAGCCAAAGGUAAUAGGGUUUACAGCCUACCCGCUGUCCAAGAAUGGCCUCGACUCCAUCAGCAAAGCUUUCUUCAAGAAGAACAAGUCACUCGUCAAUUCGCAGUACACCAACAGCCGACAGGUGGGCGAGCGAGUGCAGUUGGAACAAGGGGGAUACAUCCUUUUGCCGACCACCUUCGAACCCGGGCAAGAAUCUUCCUUCACUCUGAGGGUGUUCUCCUCAAAGCCUCUUAAACUCAAGCUAGUAGACACAGCCCCAUCUCUAGUGAAGCCGGCGCUGCUGAAGGCCCGAGGCUCAGUGGAUGGGAAGAGCCUACAACAGUACGAAGCCGUGUUCCUCCAGGUGGCUGAUGAACACCGCACUGUAAAUGCUUUUGAACUCCAUGAGCUGCUCGAGGCUUGCUUACCCAAUGAUUACAUCAAGAGUUGUGCUAGUCUCGACAUCUGCAGACAAGUCAUCCUGGCUCUAGAUAGUUCAUCCACAGGGAGACUGAAAUUCUCUGACUUCAAAGACUUGAUGGUGAGUCUGAAAUUCUGGCAGAAUGCCUUCAAGAGCCACACGAAGGAGCGAACUGGAAUCCUGAAAGCUGAAAGACUUCGAGAUGCCCUAGAGGAUGUCGGAUUUCAACUGAACACGGAGGUUGUAUCCACGCUGGUGCUGCGCUACAUGAGAAAAGACGGAACAUUAAGGUUCGGGGACUUUGUCAGUGCAGUUCUCCAUCUCUCAGUUGCGUUCAAUAUUUUUGAGAAGCGAGACCCUCUACAGAAUGGUGCCGUCAAAUUCUCUCUGGGCGAGUGGCUGAAAUGUGGGCUCAUGUGCUGAUUCAGAGGCAUUAGGAUAAGGAACUAAAAAUUAUAUGAAGACUAGCUUUAAAUAUUGUGCUAUAAAUACUCAUAUGUAUGAUUCUUUUAUUGUAUAUAGUACGUGUUAUAUAUAUUUUAGAGUUUAUGUACUGAGUGAUUGUGUAGUCUGUGACACUUAUUUCCUGUGUUAAUUUUGUUACGAAGCAUGUAAGAUGAAUGUAUAUUGCUUAUCAUAUUCAAAAUACAGAAGGAAAAUGAUUUCUUCAUUUCCAAAUAGUUUUUAAAACGAUGUACAGUACGCCAGAAAAAAAAUACUCUGGCAGAUGUAAAUUAUCUUUUAUACUCGCAGGAUUAGAUUUUAUAUAUUAAAAACAUUUUAUGUACAACAGUUAUUGCUAAUUUGCUAUGUAAAUAAGACAGAAAGAAAACGGUUUUCUACACCUUAAUUUGCUGCAGUUACGAAUAUCUAGGACAGCCGUGCAGGGUGGUAAUUUAUGAAAGGGCCCUUUUGUCUAAUACAUUAUGAAAGGUAUAUAUAUAUAAGAAGGCUGAUCAUUAUUUUCGUUGCUACUACUAUCAUCAUGGUUGUUAUAAUUAUAGGUGUUAUUAUUGUCAUUAUUAUUAUCAUUAUUAUCAUCAUUAUUAU